CUUACCUCCAUCCGUACAAGUUUACCUAUGAUGAGAGAUUCGUCACGUACAAUCUUCGUCCUUUGUCCUUCGCACCCUCCUCAACCCUUCACAAGUGCUCCAUCUCCACCUGCCACUCCUCGAGAUCUAACAGAUUCAAAUUUCCCUCGUUUCACAUUUCGGUCGGCUCCACCUUUGCCUUAAGAAUUUCAAGCUUCACGCCGCUCCGGCCAGCGCGGGACCGAAUUGUGUUGACAUGAGCCCUUCGUCUCCGUCUGCAAAGCUCUAUUUCGGCUACGGCUCCAACUUGUGGAUCGAGCAGAUGCACUCUCGUUGUCCGAACAGCCACUUCGUCGGCCUUGGCCGCCUUCCCGGCUUCAAGUGGAUCAUCAACGAACGCGGCUAUGCCAACGUAGUUGAGCUCGCGCCGGCCGCCGCGGCGGAUAACGAAGUUUGGGGCCUCAUAUACUACCUGAGCCCCUUGGACGAGGCUCGUCUAGACAGGAACGAGGGUGUUCCCUACGCGUACACCAAGGAGAUGCUGCCCAUCGAAUUUUGGCCUCACCAACUCGCUGACCUGGACGAGAGAAUAGACGUCACCAGGGCCCCUUCUGUGAGGAAAGAAUCGCUGGUCUACAUUGAUCGCAAGCGAGUGACAGAGUCGGCGCCGAAGGACGAGUACAUUGUGCGGAUGAACAAGGGCAUUGCCGACGCCUCGGCGUUGGGUAUGCCAAAUGCGUACGUGGAAAGGGUGAUGAGGCACUUCAUACCCGCAGGUCGCGAGAUGGAUUCCUUGACCUUGAGGAAAGCGCAACGGCAAGCCAUAGAGUUUGUAGACGAGAACUUGGAGUGAAACCGACAUCAGCAUUCGGGGAUACUCGUUACGCCUGUCCCCGGCUCACCUGUUGCGACCAUAUAUCGUUUACUACCGUAGAUGUUGUCGAUUACAAUAGAGUCUAUGUACUGUCCUUUGAGAACAGAAAAGGACGCCUCCGGCCUUUUAGCCAGAUAUAAUUCAUUUAGUUCGUCUGUGAGGGGGCUCAGCUUGCCCCAGCAGAACCGUCGCUGCGUUUGUAUAUCCGUCUUCGACAGCGCACGACAAACAC
Verruconis gallopava is the source of this 1085-nucleotide messenger RNA. RefSeq lists its product as uncharacterized. The record is from RefSeq and is a predicted model, not a curated record. The transcript has a single exon. NCBI's taxonomy places the organism in Eukaryota, Fungi, Ascomycota, Dothideomycetes, Venturiales, Sympoventuriaceae. Bases 236 to 832 code for a protein of 198 amino acids. Gene Ontology annotation, molecular function: gamma-glutamylcyclotransferase activity.